AUGGGCCUCCAGAACGCCAAAGCCUCCUCAGUGAAGCGGGCCAACAUCCUGAUGCUAGGGCUGGAUUCUGCGGGGAAAUCCACGCUGCUCUGCAAGUUCAGGUAUAAAGAUGAUUUUCUAACAAUGCCAACGAUUGGCUUUAAUGUGGAUAUGAUUGAAGCAGGGAAAGAUUUUACACUGACAGUUUGGGAUGUUGGAGGACAGAAGAAAAUGAGAGAGCUCUGGAACAAUUUCCUGGAAGACACCGACGGGCUGCUCUACGUGGUGGACAGCUCUGACAAGCGCCGGCUGGAGGAAUCCAGGCGGGAAUUUGAGCUCAUUUUAAAGAAUGAAUCCAUAAAAAACAUCCCUGUGGUCGUGUUGGCGAACAAGCAGGAUUUGCCUGGAGCUCUGAACGCCGAGGAGAUCACCAGGAGGUUCAAGAUGAAGAAGUACUGCAGUGACAGGAACUGGUACGUGCAGCCCUGCUGUGCCAUCACGGCAGAAGGGCUGCCAGAAGCUCUCCAGAGAGUGGCCACGUUUGCCAGGCAGUACAGCAAGUCAAAGGAGACUUUCACCACCCUGAAGGAACUCACUGCCUUUUAA
Messenger RNA from Pseudopodoces humilis (Tibetan ground-tit), 585 nucleotides. The record is from RefSeq and is a predicted model, not a curated record. Lineage: Eukaryota; Metazoa; Chordata; Aves; Passeriformes; Paridae.